AUGGGGAGCGUGAGGGGCUUCCGCGGGGUGGCGUUGCUCUGGCUCGCCGUGGCGGCGAGGCUGAGCUGGGCGCUGCAGGAUGUCACUUCCCAGCUCUUCGGGGCCGAGGCCUUCGGGAGCCUGGCCGCCUUCGGGGACUUCAACUCCGACAAGCAGACGGAUCUCUUCGUGCUGAGGGGAGGCAAUAAUUUACUUAUCUUCCUGGCGGACCAAAAAGAACCCUAUUUUAAGCCCAAAGUCAACUUAUCAUUAAAUGUUGAGAUAACCAGCGUGGUUCCUGGUGAUUACGAUGGUGAUUCACAAAUGGAUGUCCUGCUGACGACUCGUCCACAAAAUCAAUCCACUGCUGACCUCUCGGUUUAUAUUUUCUGGGGAAAUAAUCAAUCAUUAGAUCCAAAUCGAAAGAAAAUAUUAAAUAGGACAUUUCACGAUGAGCCAUUAAUCAUGGAUUUCAAUGGUGACUUAAUUCCUGAUGUAUUUGGAGUUACAAAUGAAUCCAGUAAACCACAAGUACUGAUUGGCAGGGAAUUAUCAUGGCACCCAGCGCUGGACACGCAGAAGAAAAUGUAUACACCUCACUCCCAUGCGUUCAUAGAUUUAAAUUAUGAUUUCACGGCAGAUUUGUUUCUUACAACAUCAGAUUCCGGCCAAAUUCAAUUUGAAACAUGGUUAAAUCAGGAUGGAAAUUUCUCCAAAGCUUCUUACAUACAGCAGAAGCCCAAAGAUGCUGUGGUUGUUGGACAAUCCGUGUUUGCCGAUUUUGAUGGUGACGGACGGACUGAGCAUUUGCUGCCAGCCUGUUUGGAUGCGGCUUGUCAAAAGAGUGUCAUCUACCUAUCUAAAUCGGGAUUGAAUCAAGAAUGGAUCCCAGUGUUUCAGAACUUCACAAACGCAAAUACACUAUGGGGCUUUGUUCCAUACGUGCCAGCUUCGCCUGAAUUUUCCGUUCCAAUCACUCUUCACAUCGGAGAUUAUAACAUGGAUGGCUAUCCAGAUGCACUUGCUAUACUGAAAAAUACAUCCGGAAGCAACCAGCAAGCGUUCCUGUUAGAGAACAGGGAAUGCAGUAGCUGCAAUCGCAUCCACCGGGAGUUUAAGGUCUUCUGGGAGCUCUCGGAUCUCAAUCAAAUCAAAAACGCCGUGGUGGCAACCUUCUUUGACAUCUACGAAGACGGAAUCUUGGAUAUAAUUGUUCUCAGCAAAGACCCUGCAAAGAAAGAACUUGCCAUCCACACGUUAAAAAAUAACUUUGAAGCAGAUGCCUAUUUUGUCAAGGUCAUUGUUCUCAGUGGGCUGUGUUCCAACGACUGUCCUCGUAAGAUAACUCCCUUUGGUGUGAAUCAACCUGGACCUUAUAUUAUGUAUACAACUGUAGAUGCAAAUGGAUACUUGAAAAACGGUUCAGCUGGGCAGCUGAGCCAGUCGGCACACUGGGCCCUCCAGCUCCCAUAUAACGUGUUGGGCCUGGGACGCAGCGCAAACUUCCUCGAUCAUUUGUACGUUGGCAUUCCUCGUCCGAUUGGAGAAAGGACUGUAAGAAAACAGGAAUGGACCGCCAUCAUCCCAAACUCCCAGCUCAUUGUCAUUCCGUAUCCUCACGACCGCCCUCGAAGCUGGAGUGCCAAGCUGUACCUGACGCCAAGUAACAUUGUCCUGCUGACAGCGAUCGCCCUAAUCGGGGUCUGUGUCUUCAUACUGGCAAUCAUUGGCAUAUUGCACUGGCAAGAGAAGAAAGCAGAUGACAGAGAGAAGCGACAAGAAGCCCACCGGUUCCAUUUUGAUGCUAUGUGAUAUGCCUUAAUACUUUGAGGAAGGAGCUGCUACACAUGUGCGUGAUCUAAAAAAACGUAUUCUAGCCCAAAAGGGCCAAGGAGGGGAGGGUAUUGCUGUGCUAUUUAUAAAUGUUGCAUUGUUUUUAAUUUAUUUGGAAAGGGUUAAAAUCAAUCUAUCUGGCAGGGCCUUCCAGUAAUUAUUUGUAUAUAUUGAUAUUUGUUUUCUCUUUAUUUAAUGAAGGCGCAGAUUCCAGUUUAGAAAGGGAUCCUACUGCAUGCAUUCCACUGCUUAGAUACUCUCACUUUCUUCUGUACAAUGUUUCAUCAAAUUGAAGUUAUGUGUAAACUUCAAGUCAGUUUCAGUGAGCAAAUUCUUUUUGGGUCCACUUGAAGAAGUCCUGCCAUAUAUGCAUUCCCAAAAUGUUGUGUUUUUGCAAUUUACUUUCCGGCAAAUUGUCAAAUGCAACAAGACAUCUCAUUAUCCUGACUGACUGUACUCUGGGACAGAGGUUCUCACUUUGAUCCCCAGAUGUUGGACUACAACUCCUAUCAUCUCCUGCCACCAUGGUGGUUGUAGCAGGGAGGUGAUGGGAGUUGUAGUCCAUCAUCUGAGGACUCAAGUUUGAGAGCCCGUGCUCUAGGAUGUUUGCUCUGAAGUGGUCUGGGUUGCUUUCUCUUUGUAUUAAUCUCUGCAUCCCAUCAAGUGAGAGGAAUAAGCUUUGAAUUGGAAGAUAAAACCACCCUACUAAUGAAAACUAACCAAAAGGUCUAUUAAUGUAUUAACUUGAAAAUGAAGUGUCUAAUUCAACUUAUUUUAAAUUAUGCCUCCUUAAAACAGAAUAAUUUUGCAUGACUUAUUCUUAUUGGUGGUUAUCAUGUGAUACUAAAACUUAAUCAUGAAAACAUGUGGCCAAAAAAACUAAGUGAAAUCCUUAGAGAGAAUCCUGUAAGGAAAAGUGAGUCUUUCCAAAUUUAUUUGUAAUUAAGGGCUGGACUAUACUAUACUACAUAUUUCAUACUACUGAUGCUGUAUUGGGGCAUCAAACCUUUGCUUUUGCCUUUUUAAAGUGUGAUGGCUAUGAACAAAGAGAAUUCCAGUGAACUUUAAGAAGUUGAUCAUUUUCCACAUACAAAUCGGGCUAUGGCUCUUUUACUAAACAGAUUCUGUGGGAAGCACAUGAUGUAAUGAAGGUACUCCUUUAUUCUUAGAUGUUUAUGAUUUAUUGUGCUCUGAAAACUGUUGACCUGCAUUCCCAAUAAAUGGUGUCUAAUGUA
This is a messenger RNA of Hemicordylus capensis (graceful crag lizard), 3047 nucleotides long. RefSeq names its product integrin alpha FG-GAP repeat containing 1 (gene ITFG1). NCBI's taxonomy places the organism in Eukaryota, Metazoa, Chordata, Lepidosauria, Squamata, Cordylidae. Bases 1 to 1791 code for a protein of 596 amino acids. The transcript has 18 exons. Gene Ontology annotation, cellular component: plasma membrane. The record is from RefSeq and is a predicted model, not a curated record.